Salvia hispanica is the source of this 967-nucleotide messenger RNA. RefSeq names its product Putative lysine decarboxylase family protein (gene LOG7). Gene Ontology annotation, molecular function: hydrolase activity, hydrolyzing N-glycosyl compounds. Gene Ontology annotation, biological process: cytokinin biosynthetic process. Gene Ontology annotation, cellular component: cytosol; nucleus. NCBI's taxonomy places the organism in Eukaryota, Viridiplantae, Streptophyta, Magnoliopsida, Lamiales, Lamiaceae. The record is from RefSeq and is a predicted model, not a curated record.
UGUACUUGUAGGGCAUCAUUCAUUUUCACACAAACAUAAGUAUAUACUCCACAAAGAGAGACAGAUUGUGUGUGGCGAUGGAGAUGGAGAAAGAAUCAAGAUUCAAAAGGAUUUGUGUUUUCUGCGGCAGCAGUUCUGGCAGGAAACCAAGCUAUCAAGAAGCUGCUGUCGACUUGGGAAAACAACUGGUGGAGAGAAGGAUUGAUUUGGUGUAUGGAGGUGGAAGCGUGGGUCUGAUGGGUCUUGUUUCUCAGGCAGUUCAUGAUGGUGGGCGCCAUGUUCUAGGAGUUAUUCCAAGAACUCUUAUGCCUCGAGAGAUCACGGGCGAAACUGUAGGAGAAGUACGAGCUGUGUCCGAUAUGCAUCAGAGGAAGGCAGAGAUGGCGCGACAAGCUGAUGCUUUCAUCGCCCUUCCUGGUGGUUAUGGCACUCUUGAAGAGUUGCUUGAAGUCAUCACUUGGGCUCAACUAGGCAUUCAUCGUAAACCAGUGGGGCUGUUGAAUGUGGAAGGUUACUAUAAUUCCUUGUUAUCUUUCCUUGACAAGGCCGUUGAUGAAGGCUUUAUCUCCCAAACCGCACGUCGAAUUAUUGUGUCUGCCCCGACCGCCAAACAGUUGGUCCUAGAGCUCGAGGAGCAUAUUCCGGAAUGUGAUGAAAUUGCGUCGAAAUUGAUAUGGGAAGAGGUGGAAAUGAUGAAUUACUUGCCUGAAUCAAAUGUGCCAACGUGAUUAAUGAGGGAAUAUGGGCUUCGACUUUUGGCUUUGGAAUUUUCUUGACUUUGUAGUAUAUAUACGAACUACUACUAUAUUUUGAUGCACAGUAACUACCACUUUUUUCUUUUCUUUUUUUUGUACUUUUGUAACUCUCCCCGCAACCUUAAAGUUGUAAACGUAUUGGGGGAAAGUGGAAAGAAAAAAAAAAUACUCCUACUACGUUUAAUUGUUCUACUUAUACAAUGGUUUUACUA